AUGAGUCCUACGGUACCCCGCCCUGGAGCUGCGAAACUGGGACCUCGUUCCGGUCUGGAGGAGUGGUUAGCAGAGGCGAAACAAUGUCAUUAUCUACCAGAGUGGGCAAUGAAACAACUUUGUGAAAUGGUAAAGGAGUGCUUGAUGGAAGAGUCAAAUAUACAGCCUGUCGCAACCCCUGUUACCAUUUGUGGUGAUAUCCAUGGACAAUUUUACGAUUUACUUGAACUCUUCCGUAUUGCUGGUGGUAUGCCGGGCGAGACAAAUGUUCAAGCCCCCACCACUGUGAUCAACACGGAUGCGCUCGAACCACCUACUGAAAUUACAGAUCCAAAAUUGAAGAAGAAGAUACGAAGUAGUGACAGUGGUGUGGAAAGCGCAAGUGGAGGCGAUGAUGAUGAUGACGAUGAUGAACCUCGAGGACGACCACGCACUGCAGGUGGAUCAAAUCGCAGUACGAGUUCUGGAGCAGAUUCCGGGAUUAAUGUCAACAAUAAUCAAGUCUCUGGAAAUGGGAACCAAAAUUUUAUCUUCUUGGGUGAUUUCGUCGAUAGAGGAUAUUUCAGUCUGGAAACUUUCACAUUACUUAUGUGCUUGAAAGCUACAUAUCCUGAUAAGAUUACUCUUGUUCGCGGAAAUCACGAAUCUCGUCAAAUCACGCAAGUAUAUGGGUUCUACGAAGAAUGUCAACAAAAAUACGGUAAUGCUUCGGUUUGGAAAUCUUGUUGUCAGGUUUUCGACUUCCUCGUGCUUGCAGCAGUUGUUGAUGGAGAAGUUCUUUGCGUCCAUGGUGGUUUGAGUCCAGAAAUUCGUACUGUUGAUCAAAUCAGAGUUGUUGCACGUGCUCAAGAAAUUCCUCAUGAGGGUGCUUUCUGUGAUUUGGUAUGGAGUGAUCCUGAGGAUGUUGAUACUUGGGCUGUUUCUCCUCGCGGGGCUGGAUGGCUAUUUGGAGACAAGGUUGCCAAUGAAUUCAAUCAUGUCAAUGGUUUGAAGCUUAUUGCUCGUGCUCAUCAACUUGUCAAUGAAGGAUACAAGUAUCAUUUCGCACAAAAAUCUGUCGUUACUGUCUGGUCAGCUCCUAACUACUGUUACCGAUGUGGCAACGUCGCUUCAAUUAUGAACGUUGGAGAAGAUCUCAAUCCUAAAUUCAGCAUUUUCAGUGCCGUACCAGAAGAUCAACGUGCAGUUCCAGCCGGUCGGAGAGGUGCUGGAGAUUACUUCCUCUAA
This is a messenger RNA of Botrytis byssoidea, 1227 nucleotides long. RefSeq lists its product as uncharacterized. Bases 1 to 1227 code for a protein of 408 amino acids. NCBI's taxonomy places the organism in Eukaryota, Fungi, Ascomycota, Leotiomycetes, Helotiales, Sclerotiniaceae. Gene Ontology annotation, cellular component: cytoplasm. Gene Ontology annotation, molecular function: protein serine/threonine phosphatase activity. The record is from RefSeq and is a predicted model, not a curated record. The transcript is spliced from 4 exons. Gene Ontology annotation, biological process: peptidyl-serine dephosphorylation; G1/S transition of mitotic cell cycle.